Molecule: messenger RNA, 573 nt
Organism: Torulaspora globosa
Lineage: Eukaryota; Fungi; Ascomycota; Saccharomycetes; Saccharomycetales; Saccharomycetaceae
Gene: TMA16
Product: Tma16p
Exons: 1
Coding region: 1-573 (190 amino acids)
Cellular component (GO): nucleus
Source: RefSeq, a predicted model, not a curated record
AUGCCACUUUCUAAGUCGCUGUCGAAGAUUCAGAAAAACCUGAAGUCUGGUGGUAAAAAGGUCACAGUUCAUCCAAAUGGUCGUAAAUUCAAACAGCUUGCAAGAGGAACCUUGCGUGAGAAUAAAAUAGCAGCCAAAAAGAGGGCUCAUAAUGAGCGUAGAUCAAAUGAACUGUUCAGAAUUAAGUUUAUCCAGGAUGUGAUCAACACGGAUUCAUUCAAAGAUAGAGAAACGUUCGAUCAUAAAGAGGUUGCUGUAUUUAUUCAACAAUUCAUCUGCCGCGAUGACCCUGAGUUGGAGAGUUUGAAGAAGAAGAGAAGACCAGAUAGAGCACCUUCAAAUAGACAGUUAAUUCUGCAGCAGAAGAGGGACUCGGAAUUCCAGGAGUUCGAGAAAGGGUUUCUAUGCCCAGAUCUAACGGAUGAGAAGAACGUAAAGUUUCUGAGGAACUGGAAUCAAUCUUUUGGUCUGAUGAGCACACUAAAACUUGUUAGGAUAAACUCUCAAGGGGAUCAAGUUGUCGGUGGUAAUGCGCAGCUUCCCGUCACAAGUGCUGAUGUGGAAAUGCAGUGA